Messenger RNA from Colletotrichum destructivum, 486 nucleotides. Its product is annotated as Putative mycotoxin biosynthesis protein UstYa. The record is from RefSeq and is a predicted model, not a curated record. The transcript is spliced from 3 exons. Gene Ontology annotation, biological process: mycotoxin biosynthetic process. Bases 1 to 486 code for a protein of 161 amino acids. NCBI's taxonomy places the organism in Eukaryota, Fungi, Ascomycota, Sordariomycetes, Glomerellales, Glomerellaceae.
AUGGACGUCUACAUCUCCAACUACACCUUCGACGGGGAUAUGAUGGUGCUUCGACACCGUUGGCAAGAGCUAUUACCACUGGGAGGAGGCAACGUACUUGUGAAAGACCACAAAAGCUACUCGUAUUUAUCAGAUCCGAUUCAAGAUGACUCUGGUCCUAUAUAUGUCACAACAUGGACGCAUCAACUCCACUGUCUUUUCUACGUCAUGAGCGAAUAUGAUCGUAUUGUCCGUCAUGGGCGCAAUGGCCAGGAGAAAUUGAUCCCCCCGGGCGCCUACAGUGUACAUACAAGACACUGCUUUGAGAUUCUGCGGCAGUCAAUCCUCUGCCACCUAGACAUGACCCUGGAAGGAAGCACGUCUGCAAUAUCAAAUGGCACGACGGGAUUUGGUCACGCUCAUGUAUGCCAAAACCACCAGGAAGCCAUAGACUGGAUGGAGGCAAAUAGGGUCAGUGAUGAAAGACUGAUUGUUAAGGAGGGCUAA